AUGUCUUGCACGGUGGCCAUCCCGAGCUCGCCAGUCUUCUCGCCCUCACGCCGCCCGCUCUCCUGCAAGGCCGCUUCCGCCUCGCCGGAGCCCGCCGUCGCCGUCGCCGUCUCCGCCUCCUCCCCGGCGCCCGCGCCCGCCGCCGCCGGCUCGCCGCUCCGCCCCUUCGCGCUUCGCGCGCUGCUCCGGGAGGAGGUCUCCCCGUCUCCGUCGGCCCAGCCGGCCCCCGCCGCUACCGCGGUGGCCUCGGCACCAAGCGGGGCCGUGCUGAAGCGACGGCGACCGGCGCCGCUCGUUGUGCCGGCGUCUGGCGCGGCAGCGGCGGCUGCUGCUGCGGCGGCGGUGGCUGCUGUGGAGGCAGAUCCGAGAAAUGAGGCGCUGUUUGGUGUAUUCGAUGGUCACGGCGGUAAAAACGCGGCAGAGUUCGCUGCUGAGAACAUGCCCAAGUUUAUUGCCGAGGAGUUCAAGAAGGUAAACGGCGGAGAGAUCGAAGGAGCUGUGAAAAGGGGUUACCUGAAGACGGACGAGGAGUUCCUCAAGAGGGACGAGAGCGGGGGCGCGUGCUGCGUCACAGCCGUUCUCCAAAAGGGUGGACUGGUCGUCUCCAAUGCUGGAGACUGCCGUGCGGUGCUCAGCCGAGCAGGGAAGGCAGAGGCGCUCACCUCCGACCACCGGGCCUCCCGGGAGGAUGAGAAGGAGAGAAUUGAGAAUUUGGGUGGAUUUGUGGUGAAUUACCGCGGAACGUGGCGAGUCCAGGGCUCCCUGGCAGUGUCUAGGGGCAUUGGGGAUGGACACCUAAAGCAGUGGGUUGUGGCUGACCCAGAGACCAGGACGCUCCUGGUUGACCAGCAGUGCGAGUUCUUGAUACUUGCUUCUGAUGGCCUCUGGGAUAAGAUCGAUAAUCAGGAGGCAGUAGACCUCGCACGACCUCUCUGCAUUAACAAUGACAAGGCCUCUCGCAUGGCUGCCUGCAGGAUGCUCACUGAGACCUCGAUUUCCAGGGGCUCAACUGAUGAUAUCAGUGUCGUGAUCUUGCAGUUACAGAAAUUUUCAAGUUCCUAA
This is a messenger RNA of Miscanthus lutarioriparius, 1062 nucleotides long. The record is from the annotation of a GenBank genome assembly. Lineage: Eukaryota; Viridiplantae; Streptophyta; Magnoliopsida; Poales; Poaceae.